ACUCCAUUUCCGCUGCAGUAGAGAGAACGGGAACGUCAAAGAAAGAAAAAUGUGUGGCGAAAGGACAUAUUGAGGCCGGGGAAGGAACGCUGAACUACAGACAUCGUCUUUCCACAGCUUGGUAGAUCGAUAUUGUUUGUUACUUGGACGUCUCGAUCGAGUGUUUAGCGAAUAUAGCGGUUGUUUCGUGGUGAACAGGCGUAGUUGAGACUCGUCCCCUUGUUCUGCGGUUCGCUUUGAGGAAGCAGGUCCGCUAGCCAGCUGCGGUAGCUAGCUCGCUAGCUGUUUAACGGCUCCCACCAACCGAGAUGGGGACAAGAGCAAGUCGCCUACAAGAAGACCCAGUUCCCUCAGCUUUCGGAAAAGAUGGCACAAAGCGAGAGUCGUACCGGCGACCCCGCUGUGCCAGGCCCACCAGUCUCAUGGUAGACUUCUCGGGGAGUUUUGAGGACACAGAGGCCAACCGGAGCCGAUCGGAGGAGGGCAGCGACUCGGACAUCGGGCAACAAGCGAGCGCCGACGGAAGCCCCGCCGACCACCACAGCCUCCCCUCCAGCAUCAGCCAAGCAUCGCCAGCGGACGACAACGGCGAAGACAAACCGGAGGAAGAUGGGAAUAUAAGCCCCGAGGCUCCUGUCAAUGCGGAACAUCAACCCGGAGAAGAGACAGGCCGCAUACCCCACCGCACUUUUUCUGAGCGCCUGCCCGGGAAUCGGCACUCUUCCGGGCGUAAUGUCAGCGCAAGAUCCGCCCGGGUCCGAGGCACACACCAGCGGCCGGUGUCAGAGGCUUGGAUCGGCCUCUACCGCGUCAACAACCGUCAUGGCAAUAUUCGCUGUCCUUUCUGCUCAAAGCCUUUCCCCGGAGGUCGGAUUGAGGAUCACCUGUUGAGCUGCCUCACGUCUCCUCCUCUACCAUACAAUACGGAUGUGCUCAGUAAAGAUAGCGGCGAGUGCUCUAUCUGUUUGGAGGAUCUGGUGCAGGGAGAGACCAUCGCCAGGCUGGCUUGCCUCUGUGUCUACCAUAAGAGUUGUAUUGAUUCCUGGUCCAAGGUGAAGCCCUGCUGUCCUGAACAUCCCUUCGAUUGACUUAAGGGGUCACAUGUAUUCCAUACAGUGACCAACCUGACUCAGGAGACUACACUGAAUCCCAAUACUGCAGAAAAAAAAUGUAUAUUUGAUUGAACAAACAAAAUCCCACUUCCAGACGUGAGCCUGUAUUUGAGAGGAGGAGAGGCGGUCCUAAGAAGAAGAUCCGGUUGGUAACACCUGACCCUCUCCGUCUGGAUCAGUCCAUUUGAACUCGGUCUAGACCAUUUCAAGCCAAACUCCCAACAAUACAAACAGCUGCUCCAUUAAUUUGUGGUCCAGACUAUUGUUGGAACAGAAGGAGGGGGUUCCUCUGUCUCCUUUAUGGACUUGGCUUGAAACCGCUGGACGUUAAGAAACAUGUCAAAUAAAUCCUAUCAUCCCAGAACGAUGCAACAUCCCCUAGAAAUAUCUUUUGAACUUGGGGAGGAACGCAAAAAAAAAUUGUCUUAGCUGUGACUCUGCAUCCUCCCCUGUGUAUUUUUUCCCCACAAAUGGGAUCAGUCAUUUUAUCUACCGUUUUGCAAAAAAAAAAAGAAAAGAAAAGCAAGUAUUGUUCCAUGUUAUACAUUGGAUGAAUGUUUCUUUCCUCGGCUAACCCCAAUGAACCAACCUCAUGCUGAAAGAGUGAACUGUUACCACGUAAAUAUCGUAUUGCUUUACUUUGAAAUAGCUGGAGGUUGAGGGCUUGUUUUUUUGUGAACGGGGGGCUGCUGUUACUAGGUGUUUUCUGUUAUUACCUGUACACAUUUCAGUGGAAGUUUGGGGGGGGGCGAGUUGAUUGAUUGUUUUACUGAGUAGGUCAGUUUUUGCAGAUGGUUAGUUAGCGCUGAACUUAAUGUGCUGCUACUUGGUGGUGGUUUAGGAAGGCUGUAGGUAUUUCAUAGGGCCAUAGUAGCGCUGGUGUCGGUACCAAUUUGAGCACUUUUGUCCCUCAAGGCUGAUUUUUCUAAAAUAAGGUCUCAGAUAAGGUUGUGUGAGUGUGCGUGUGUGGGUGUUCAUAUGACGACUAGGGACAGGAAGUGUCCCGAUGAUGACUUAUGUAUUCAAGAAUGCGUGCGUGUGUGUGUGUGUGUGUUUACAGUACAUUGCCCGGAGGUCUGCUGGUCAAGAGGGUUCCCUUUUUAAUUUUUUAAUGCUAGUUUUUAAACGACAGUCACAGUGGCAACAUAUUUCGGCACAUGUGGCAGUGCUGCGCGACAUGGCGGCUCAUUGGUUCCAUUCAACUUUGUUAAAAGAAUGCGGUUUGGGCCUCGUCCCACUCCCUCCUCACUCACACACUCUCUCUGGGGAGUAGUCCGGAUUUUUGGACCAGACCCCGAGCGGUAGUUUGGCCAUCUGGUUACAUUAAUGCCGGAUCGGGGAGGGAUGGAGGGGCGGGAUGGAUUGAGGGAUGUAUUUUUGGGGCAUGUUUACGCCAUGUGGCAGCUGCCACUCUCCCCAACACUGGAGGCUAUGGACAGCUGAUGGCUAAUUAUUGUAUUAUCUCCUCCCCUCCUCCCUUUUUUAAGAUUUAUAGACAUGUAUCAUCACCAUUGUGAUUUUGAUUAUCGCUAAACGUGUUAAAUGGCUUCUCUUGCCUUUUUUUUGUGUGUUGAUUGCCUUUGCCUGGUGAAGGGGUUCAUGUGCAAGCGAGUAUUUGUAGUGUUUUUAGGGGUGAGAUGAGAUGCUAGCCUUGCAGUAAGGCUGCUGAGACGCAGAGCCUGUCUGAUUUAGGUUGUGGACAGACCAGCCGCACAGAUAGGGGUUAAACAAAAACAAAACAAAACAAACAAACAAAAAAAAAUCAUGAAUUCAUUGCUUUUGCUGCCUGCUCUAAGGCCAUGUCUGUUCCACAUGACAAAUAUCUAUCCUACCAUGGUGUGGAUCCGUAUAAAGGUCAGCUCUGUGCAAAGGUCUCCCAUUGGCUAGUCCCCCCCACCCCCACCCCCAAGCUUUUUUUUUUCUUUCUGUUUUUUUUUUUUUUUUAAUCCCACGUGUUCUGCAGUCUGAGGUGCUAUGACUUGUCCUGCCACUAGAGGGCAGCCCUGUGCAUGUUUCCCUUUUUAUGUAUUGAGAAAACAAGAACAAUGCCAAAAGACAGUCUGUACUUUGGGAGCUGUGUGUUGAGAGUGCAGAAGAUGAGCAGAUACAUUGAUCAUUAGAUGUUACAUUUGUUGUGAUAAUGAGUAAUGACCUUGUAUACUUGGAGUGGGAGGGGUGGGGAGCACGGGGUGGGAGGGUCGUUGGGUUGUCAGUAAAGAUAAUGGACAAUCUGAGGUCCCGAGUGUCAAGUCAUUUUCUUUCUCCCCCCCUGUGAGCUGUGUGGUGCAAUACCUCAAUUUCUACCAAUGCUAACUAAACACUCUGUGUAAACUAGCUCCUCUCCAACCAAGGAUGACAUUUUGUAUGAUGCUCCUCCAUCCUCGGUUUCGAAUCGCAGAGUGUUUGAUCCCUCGUCUGCCCGGUGCCGAUCCAUUAGAUGAGAGUAACACGAAUGUUUUUAAAAAGAGUCACCACAGCGGUAUCUGCAUCCCCAAGAUAUGGACAAUCUGCCUUUACUCUGGUAUAGAAACAAAUUGAGUUUUAUUUAUUAAAUUGUAAAUAUGUAAUGCAAUUCAAAAAAUGGCUUGGUCUUUGUCUGUUCAAUAUACUGUUUCUAAGCUCCGAUCUUUUGUAUGUCUCAGAAGUUGUUUUUAUAUGUAUUUUUUACAAUAAAUAUAUUAUGUGUGACA
Myripristis murdjan (pinecone soldierfish) is the source of this 3802-nucleotide messenger RNA. RefSeq names its product E3 ubiquitin-protein ligase ZNRF1. Gene Ontology annotation, molecular function: ubiquitin protein ligase activity. Gene Ontology annotation, biological process: proteasome-mediated ubiquitin-dependent protein catabolic process; protein K48-linked ubiquitination. Gene Ontology annotation, cellular component: cytoplasm; intracellular membrane-bounded organelle; membrane. The coding region runs from base 309 to 1088 and encodes 259 amino acids. NCBI's taxonomy places the organism in Eukaryota, Metazoa, Chordata, Actinopteri, Holocentriformes, Holocentridae. The record is from RefSeq and is a predicted model, not a curated record. The transcript is spliced from 5 exons.